This is a messenger RNA of Candidula unifasciata, 1905 nucleotides long. The record is from the annotation of a GenBank genome assembly. Lineage: Eukaryota; Metazoa; Mollusca; Gastropoda; Stylommatophora; Geomitridae.
AUGGUAAAUAAUGUUAAUGGUCAGCGCCAGAUAAAACACAGACCCUCAAAAAUGCAGAAUGGGGCUGGCAUUGGCAAAUACUGGCAGGAAAAUAACCAGAUAGAUGACAAAGUCACAGACAGCAAUGAAGAUUCCCAUUCACUACAAAGCUUGAAUUUUGAAGACUUGAAAACAACCCGUCAGCUCCUAUCAACCAUUCGUAUACGUCGCAAAAAUGGAAAAAGUGAUGGUAAAUCUCCAUCUGAUGUGGAGGAUCACAUGAAUGAAAUCAGCACUGACAGUGAUGAAGAGUAUGGCCUGCCAAGUACGAGACAUAAAAUAAAAAGUCUGACGGAAAGACUUCUUGUGGCCAGACAGCAACAGUCAACAUCAGAAGUUGCUAACCAUUAUAGGAAAGCUGUUUUGUCAGUUCCAGGUAGAAGUCUGCAGCUCUACUCAUCAGGUGUUAUCAAAAGACUCAAAACUGUGUCUGAUACAGCCUCGGACAUCUGGUAUCGUCUUAACUUUUGGAGUCAACAGUUUAAGGAAAUUGAAGGUCACUUUGGAAUAGCUACAACAACGUAUUUCAGAUUCACAAGAUGGCUUGUGAAAAUCAACUUUAUGGUGUUCUUUCUGUUCCUGUGCUUUAUAUACAUCCCACAGUGGACACAUGGUUCGUUUUUCAGUGAAAACCAUGGAACAAACGCCAGUGCUUCUGGACAAUAUUUUGACAAAACGCUUAAGUGUAGUUUUUCCUAUACUGAGUAUAUUAAGAACAUCUCAAGAUAUGAACAAGGCUGGGAGACAUUUUUGGAAAUUGCCAAAGGAACAGGAAUUCUGGAGAACACAAUGCUUUUUUAUGGUUUCUACACAAAUUUGACAUUUUGGAUGCCUGGACAGCUACCCGAAACAAAGUACAAUAUGGGGCUGGCAUAUUUACUGACUGUUGGUUUAAGCUUCUUAGCUGUGUUCAUAAUGAUUGUCAAAAAUUCCAGUAGGACUAUUGAGGAGACUGUGAUGGACUUUGACAACAAAAUGUUUCCAUUAUAUACUAAUGCAGUGUACAGCGGCUGGGACUACUGUAUCAACAGUGAUAAAAUGGCCUUCAUUAAGCAAAAGAUCUUUUAUAAUGAAAUUAAGGCAAAUCUGCAUGAAGUUGAAUUAAAGAGGCAAAGAGAAAACAGAACUGCAAAAGAAAGGGCAAAACUGUACUUGAAGAGAAUUAUGAUAAACUUUGUAGUAGUUGUGUUGCUUGGAGGAUCAUUUUAUGCAAUAUAUGUUGCAACUGAGUAUUUGUUAGAGAAUGAAACAGAAAAUCUCAACGAGGUGCUUCUGCUUCUGAUAAGUUACUUGCCAUCCAUUGUGAUCUCACUUUUGAAUAUAGUUGUUCCAGAAAUAUUCCUGGUACUGUCAAAUUUGGAGGAAUACACUCACAGUUUUGCUACUCAUAUAACCAUUGUCAGGGCUGUCUUCCUGCGCCUAGCAAGUGUAUGGGUGCUGAUUGUGUCACUGUAUUAUAGAUUGCUUAAUAAGACAAAUAAACUACCAUUUCCAUGUCCAGAAGAAGGUAUUUUAAAUGCCACCAACAUACGCUGUUGUGGUAACACUCUGUGGGCUACUGGUACAGAACCUGUUAAGUGCUGGGAAAAUUAUGUUGGCAAAGAGUUUUACAAGCUUGGAAUCUUUGAUUUUAUUUCUGUAACCUUGGUUAUCAUCUUGAUCAAAGCUCCUCGCAGGGUAAUUUAUGAACACUUGAAAGGUAGAUUUGGGAUCAUUGCAAAGAUUGGCAGGUCAAAAUUUGAUCUACCUUUACAAGUUUUGGAUAUAGUGUAUUCACAAACAGUGUGUUGGAUGGGAAUGUUUUUUGUGCCUCUUCUUCCUGCGAUAACUUUUGUCAAAGUUUUUUGCUUCUUUUUUGUGAAAAAG